This is a messenger RNA of Alternaria arborescens, 669 nucleotides long. RefSeq lists its product as hypothetical. The transcript is spliced from 2 exons. Gene Ontology annotation, molecular function: promoter-specific chromatin binding; RNA polymerase II general transcription initiation factor activity. The coding region runs from base 1 to 669 and encodes 222 amino acids. Gene Ontology annotation, biological process: transcription initiation at RNA polymerase II promoter. The record is from RefSeq and is a predicted model, not a curated record. NCBI's taxonomy places the organism in Eukaryota, Fungi, Ascomycota, Dothideomycetes, Pleosporales, Pleosporaceae. Gene Ontology annotation, cellular component: nucleus; transcription factor TFIID complex; SAGA complex.
AUGUCUGAAGAAAACUCGCAGCCCCCAGACACCAACAUGGAGGUCAACGACGAACUCGACCACGCGGUGGAUGACGAGAUCAAGCAAGACGCGACACAACUGGAAGCCGACGCCAUGAACCUCGACGGCGCAAACGAUGCCGAACCCGCGACAGUCAACGGUGUAACAGACUCGGCCGCCGCGUUUGAAGCGCGCAUACCAGCGAAGAAGGAUGCGACGUUGCGCGAGUUCCUUGGCAAGAUGGAUGAUUAUGCGCCUAUCAUACCCGAUGCAGUGACCAACUACUACCUGACCCGCGCCGGUCUGCCACCGCCACCCCAGACAUCACAACAUCUUGCACGUCUACUCGCUCUGGCGACACAGAAAUUCAUCGCCGACAUUGCGGCCGACGCCUACCAAUUCUCUCGCAUCAGGUCGUCCAACACCACGAGUAACAACCCCAUGGGUGGGGCAGGAGGAGCCCCGGCAGCUGCUGCACCUGGUGGUGCGCCUGGUGGAAAGGACAGUGGCUCAAAGACCAAGGACUACAACCUUGGCAUCCAGCGACCAGGAUAUGGUGGUGGAGGUCAAGGUGGCAGUCAAGGCCGAACCGUGCUCACUAUGGAGGAUCUGGGCAUGGCAGUAGGCGAAUACGGAGUCAACAUCAAACGUGGCGAGUUCUACCGUUAA